Pelodiscus sinensis (Chinese soft-shelled turtle) is the source of this 1302-nucleotide messenger RNA. NCBI's taxonomy places the organism in Eukaryota, Metazoa, Chordata, Testudines, Trionychidae. The record is from RefSeq and is a predicted model, not a curated record.
AGCCAGUCCAGCCCUGCACUGACUGACUGAGCUGCUGCUGCAAACUCUACUCUCUGGCCGUCCCCACCUGCUGGUAGCACCAUGAGUUUCCACAGAUCCAGCUACAGGGCUCCGAGCUUUGUGGGCAGGAGGCCCAUGACACCCACCAGCGCUGCCAGCGUCUAUGCCGGGGCAGGGGGCUCUGGCUCCAGGAUCUCCAUGGCUAGAACCACCAGCCUAGGCUCCAGCUUCCCAGGCAGCAUCUCCGGAGGGAGUUACAGCCUGUCCCUGUCCGGCUCUGGGGUGGUGCAGAAUGAAAAGGAAACCAUGCAGGACCUGAACGACCGCCUGGCUGCCUACCUGGACAGGGUGCGCAGCCUGGAGGCUGCCAACCACCAGCUGGAGACUCAGAUCCGGGAGUUCAUGGAGAAGAAGGGUCCCCAGGCCAGGGACUGGAGCCACUACUUUGAGGUCAUAGAAGACCUGAGGAACCAGAUCUUGGCCAGUGCUGUAGACAAUGCCCGCAUUGUCUUACAGAUCGACAAUGCCCGCCUGGCUGCUGAUGACUUCCGGGUCAAGUUUGAGUCUGAGCUGGCCAUCCGCCAGUCGGUGGAGAGCGACAUCAGUGGGCUGCGGAAAGUGAUUGACGACACCAACAUGGCCCGGCUGCAGCUGGAGGGCGAGAUCGAGUCCCUCAAGGAGGAGCUGAUCUUCAUGAAGAAGAACCACCAGGACGAGGUAGAAAGCCUGCAGGCCCAAAUUGCCAGCUCGGGGCUGACGGUGGAAGUGGAUGCCACACGCUCUCAGGACCUGGGGAAGGUCAUGGCGGAGAUCCGUGCUCAGUACGACAACCUGGCACAGAAGAACAUGGAGGACCUGGACAAGCAAUGGAGCCAGAUGAUCACCGAGAGCACUGUGGAGAUCACCCAGAACACAAAGGAGAUCGAGGUGGCCCGCAGCAGUAUCUCCGAGCUACGCCGCAACGUCCAGACGCUGGAGAUUGAAUUGGAGUCCCUGCGCAAUCUGAAAGCCAGCCUGGAGGCAAACCUGCAGGAUGUGGAGCAGCGCUACGCCCUUCAGAUGGAACACCUGAACGGGCAGCUCCUGCGGGCUGAGGAGGAGCUGACUCAGGUUCGCUGCGGCAUCCAGCGCCAUGCUGAGGAUUAUGAGGGAGCCAUGGAUGUGGAAAGUGGCCUGAGUGACGCCCUGGUGGACAGCAGCAGCAUCACGUCAACCACCCACAGGGUUCUCACCACCACCCAGAAGAUUGUGGACGGCAAGGUGGUGUCAGAGACCAGCAAUACCCAAGUGCUCAAACACUGA